ACGAAUUGUCUUUCAUUUCUUUUUCGGACAAGCCAAGCCAAACCAAAGCCAUUUUUUACUUUUCUCUCUUUCUCUACCAUUUGUUUCUUAUAUUAUCUUCCUCUCUCUCUCUCUCUGAAAAACGAAAAACUAAACCCUAAUUUUCUCUUCUAAUUAAUUUCCACGUUCGCGAUCUCUCUAUUGAUGGCUUCUGGAUCGUCGGGCCGAGCCAAUCCAAUCUCCAAGGGCUUCGAUUUUGCCUCCGAUGACAUUCUCUGCUCCUAUGAAGACUACGCCGACCAGGAUUCCACUAAUGGAAAUCAUUCCGAUCCUGUGAUUAGCUCCAGUUCCAACAAGGAAUUUCAAAAGAGCAGGAGAUCAAGACCAUCUGUCUAUUCUGGCAAUGCAUAUAGCCAGCCUGAAGAGUCUCUCAACCAAGAUAUAACUUCUAUGGUUGAACUAACCAUGAAAAAACAUACUGAUAACCUCAUGCGUUUUCUUGAGGGAAUCAGUUCACGGUUAUCGCAGUUGGAAUUGUAUUGUUAUAAUCUUGAUAAAUCAAUGGGUGAAAUGAGGUCUGAAUUAGGUCGUGACCAUUCUGAAGCAGAUACAAAGCUUAAAUCACUUGAGAAACAUAUUCAGGAGGUCCACAGGUCUGUGCAGAUUAUAAGAGACAAGCAAGAACUUAUUGAGACACAAAAAGAGCUGGCGAAGCUUCAACUUGUGCAGAAAGAGUCUUCCUCUUCAAGUCAUUUGCAAUCCACUGAGGAGAGAGCAUCACCAACUGUCCCUGAAGGUAAAAAGAAAGAAAAUGCAUCUGAUAUGCACAAUCAGCAGUUAGCUCUGGCUCUCCCCCAUCAAGUAGCUCCACAGCAACAGCCUGUGGCACUCCCUUCUCAGCCACCCCCACAGAAUGUGACACGUCAGCAAUCCUAUUACAUGCCCACAAAUCAAAUACCAAACCCCCCAGCCCCAGCACCAGCCCUUGCCCCCUCCCCCAUCCCAGCCUCAGUCCCUGUCCCAGUCCCAAGUCAACAGCCUCAAAGUCAAUAUUUGACUUCUGAUCCUCAAUAUCGUACUUCCCAAGUGCCAGACCCCACUAGGUUGGCCCCACAGGUUACACAUUCUCAGGUAAAUACAGUGCCUCCUGGCCACCAAUUCCCCCAACAGUAUCAGCAGCAGUGGCCACAGCAGUUACCUCAGCCGGUACAACAAUCUCAACAGCCCUCAAUGCAGCCCCAGAUCAGGUCUCCAUCAACAACAGUUUACCCAACAUAUGCUUCCAGCCAACCAACUCCACCUCCUCCAGAGAUGCUGCCAAAUAGCGGUUCUAUGCAAGUUUCAUAUUCAGGAGUUUCUCAACCAGUAUCUAGCCGGGCUGAUGCAAUGCCUUAUGGAUAUGGAGCACCGGGUAGGACAGCUCCACAGCAGGCACCAUCAUCUCAACAAAUUAAGGGUGGUUAUAGGGUACAACCUGGUGAUGGAUAUGCAUCUGCUGGGCCACUUCCCACUCCCGGGAGUGCAUAUAUUAUGUAUGAAGGUGAAGGGGGCAGAACACAUCAUCCAUCUCAACAGUCUCACUACCCACCGGGUGGAUAUCCCCCACCAAAUCCUCAACCUACUGUUGGUGCCAAUCUUAUGAGCCGGCCUCCAAGCCAUUCACAAUUCAUCCGCAACCAUCCAUACAAUGAGUUGAUUGAGAAAUUGGUGAGCAUGGGGUUUAGAGGUGAUGUUGUGGCCAGCGUGAUUCAGAGAAUGGAAGAGAGUGGUCAGCCUGUGGAUUUUAAUGCUGUGCUCGACCGGUUGAAUUUGCAUCCUUCUGGGGGUUCUCAUAGAGGAUGGUCAGGGUGAAGAAAACUAUUUUCAUGCUCUAUUAGAGUGACAAUUAAAUCUUUGCAUCGGACUGAAUAAAGGUUUCUUGUUUAUCUUGUAUACGUGACCUUAUUUUUGUAAUGUUUUUGUGUCUGUAUGCAUGGCCCAACUUUUAUGUGGCCUAAUUUCUCAACAUUUCGAUAAAUCAUUUAUAGAAUAGAAUAUGAUA
Molecule: messenger RNA, 2020 nt
Organism: Mangifera indica (mango)
Lineage: Eukaryota; Viridiplantae; Streptophyta; Magnoliopsida; Sapindales; Anacardiaceae
Product: activating signal cointegrator 1 complex subunit 2 homolog
Exons: 3
Coding region: 184-1830 (548 amino acids)
Source: RefSeq, a predicted model, not a curated record